AAUUGUAUAGUUUUCUCUCUCACGAUCGACGUGAAUCUUUUACUGCCUCCAUCGCCGUCUCCACCACCGCCGCCGUCGUUGAGCACAAUGUCACAAAACGUGCCAUUGUCAAUAGCAGAGGAAACAGAGUCCCCGCCGCAAAAGAAACAUAAGAUCAAAGAAGGUGAUGAGAAGAUCGGUGGUAACGUAACUUCCAUUGAUGAUGGCAUGAAUGUAGAGGAUGAUGAUAGUUGUAGCGAGUAUGAUUCGGAGGAAGAUUAUUGCCCAAAUGGCACAGAGAAAAUGGAUAAAGCUCUCUGGGAGAAGUACUACAGACAGGUUCGGGAGAGCGAGGGUUUUGAUAUCGAAGAUUUUCCAGGACGGUGCUGGAUACGACUGUCUUCCCCAUGCCAUACUACUUGGAUGAUCCUAAGAAUGUUGACAGGAAACCAGUUAUGAGGUCGAUGACAUUUUGAAGGUGAAUGGAGGUGGUUGUCGUGUCUUUAUUUUCUAUAUUACCUUUUCUGUUAAAAAUGGUGUGCGCGACACUUUUCAAGCAAAGGUGGUGAGAGAUAUAGUCUUCUUGAGUCGAGGGUCUUUUGGAAACAGCCUCUCUACUCUUUCGAAGUACGGGUAAGGUCUGCGUACACACUACCCUCCCCAGACCCCACUAGUGAAAUUUCACUGGGUUGUUGUUGUUGUUGUAUCAUCAUGCCAAAGGCUAAGGCUGUUUAUGUCUUAGCUUGACAUGGGCUGAUGGCGCUUCGUAACGGCUUGUAUGGAGUUCAGCGGCUCUCUAAGGUUCGAUGUACUAGUACCUGCCACCAAAACAUCGCGAAUGAUUCAGUGAACGUAUUGAAACUGCAAUCAGAACUGUUGGACUUCCUUUUUUUCUUCUGAUGUUUUCAGCAUGUUAAUAUUUCUAUUGGGGUUUUGGUGGAACCAUAUAUUUAUAAGUUAUUAGGCUGAAACUUUGGGAUUGUUAACUUUCUCUUAUGCUUAUGUUGUUUGAUCAUCA
Molecule: messenger RNA, 997 nt
Organism: Nicotiana tabacum (common tobacco)
Lineage: Eukaryota; Viridiplantae; Streptophyta; Magnoliopsida; Solanales; Solanaceae
Source: RefSeq, a predicted model, not a curated record